AUUUUGCGCUUUAUUCUUGUGAUUGCUUAGGGUAUGACCCAGGCCAAGCGGAGCGGUUGAGGCGUUCACCACUUCACAAUGCUCCACAAACAAUAUUGUCCUCGCCAAUCCUGUGCGGCCAGCAAAAAUGCGGUCAGACAUGUUAGAUUUCCUCGCGCCUGUGCAACAAGCAACGCAGCUUCGAGGCUGUUGUUGGAGAGUCGGGCCAUUGACGUUAUGACGAGGGCCGUCUAUGACGAUGUGGCGAGUUUACCUGAGCCCCAAUGGCACAAGAACCAGCUGCGAUGGUCACGACCACCUGGCGUGCGCCCAGUAAAAGCCCCGUCUGGCGCACCACCCAUCAUCAUUCUUCCGGGCUUCGGCAACGCCUCAACCGACUAUACGGAGCCCUUUGGCAACCAGGACGCCGCUCUUGUCACCCGCUUACAGGUUCGCGGCUGGCGGCCCUACGUUGUCCCCCUGCAGCGACGCGACUGGUUCCAGGUGGCCCGGGCGCUGCUGACUCGCCGCUACUGGCAGGCGGGGCUCACCACACACCCGGGAUACACCUGGUACCUGGAGAGGGUGGCAGCCACAGUGGAGCAAGCGGUGCGGGAGACGGGGGCGGAGCAGGUCAUCCUAGUGGGGCACUCCGCAGGCGGAUGGCUGGGCCGAGCAUUCCUGGGCGACCCGCGCUACCAGCAGCAGCAGCAGUCGGAACCUAGGCAAGGCUUCUGGGCCUCUGUUGGGGGCCUGUCCCUGCCCGCAUGGGGGCUAACAGCUGCUGGCGGGGUGCUGGCUGCGCGGCCGCCGCCUCCCGGCAGCGCGGGUGGUGAGCCUCACCCGCGGGUGGCUGCGGUGGUGACACUGGGCACGCCGCAGCGGCCGCCCCCAGCGAACAAGAAGCGGGACAUGACGGGCGGGGCGCAGGGCUGGGUGGACCGCACCUACCCCGGCGCCUUCUUCGCACCCGCCGGCGUGCGCUACGUGUGCGUCUGCGGGCGCAGCGCGCGCGGACACCGGGACUUCCCGCGACCCCGCGAGGGACCGCGCAUUCCCGAGGAGUAUGCGUACGACAGCUACACGGAGGUGUGUGGCGAGGGUGAGGGUGUGGUGGGCGACUGCGUGGUGCCGCUGGACAGCGCCCUGCUGCCGGGGGCGCGCCCUGUGGUGCUCGACGGGGUGUUUCAUUCCAUGUCCAAGAUCGGCACGUUUGACGAGGAGUCGGGUGUUGUGUGGUACGGCAGCGAGGACGUGUUGGACUGCUGGUUGGGCCCGCUGGUGCAGGAGCUUGGGCUGGGACAGGGCGGCGCCGGCAGUAGCAGCGGGGUGGCGGGCGAGGGCCAGGAGGCAAGCUUGGAUGGGUUCUGCGGCGAAGAUCGUGAGGAGGCGGUCCUGAAGGCAGCAACAGCUGCGUCAGCAGGAGCAUCAGCGUCACCCACCGGGAUUUAGGGGACUUGACGGCGCACCUAGGUGGAUGCAGCUGGUCAUUGAGGUGGGCGGUGGUGGUGAAUUUGUUUUGAGUUGCCUGCGAGUGGUGGUGGUUGCCUGGGAGUGAGGUUCGGAGCUAUGUAAAUUCGACGCUUUGUUAUGUAUGUUUGCUAAGGAUGUAUGGUAUGAUGACAUGUACUAUUAAGCAGCGGCGUUAUGGGGUACUGAUGAGCGUACCGAGAGGAGAGAGGGGAAUGGUGAGUGCAGGAUCGAGCAGCGAAACGCUUGAGGAAUGCAGGUAAUGUGAUGUAGACACCUGGCAAGGGUACCUGUAUGUUGGGAUCAGCGGGAGUUGUGGCAAUAUCGGAGAGGAGCGGAGUGGAAACAGUUGCAAUAGCUGACUGAGGGUGUCCUAACAAAACUGAGGAUAUUGCGUGUCUGACCUGACCAAGGAUUAGUGGUUUGCAUGUUUCGAAGGCUUCGUAAGAGAAGGCAUUCACGCUAUACGGAUAUGGAGGGUAGGUUAGCCAUGCGCAACUGAGUGAGCAGCUUCCAGCACGAGAGUUGUGAAGAGAGAUGUAAGCUACACGGUCGCGCGUAUGUGGUACCAGUGGAAGGGGAGUUGGAUGAUUUUGCACGGCGAGGAAGAGCUUUUCGGCAGGUUUGCUGGCGAAGGUUGCCGCCUUAAAUAUAUCCAAGGCCCAUUAGGCAAGUUCUUCAACCCCAUGGCCCAGCCGUAAUGUACAGAACAUGCAUACAAGUCUUGCGAAUAACCAU
Astrephomene gubernaculifera is the source of this 2187-nucleotide messenger RNA. NCBI's taxonomy places the organism in Eukaryota, Viridiplantae, Chlorophyta, Chlorophyceae, Chlamydomonadales, Astrephomenaceae. The record is from the annotation of a GenBank genome assembly.